UCACUGCCGCUCCCUCCCUGUGCUCCACAGACAGUCAUCGCCUGCAUGGCCAUGCUGAACAAGAACAUGGCCGACGAGGAUGCGGUGGGUUGCCUGGUGGUGGGCACGGAGAACAUGGACGUCUGCAUCCUGGACCCUGAGGCCUUCACCAUCCAGGCCAAGGUGGGACUGCCGAGCGUGCCGGUAUUCCUGGAUGUCAGUGGGCAGUUUGAUGUGGAGUUCAGGAUCAUCGUUGCCUGUCGGAACGGGAACAUCUACAUUGUCCGCAGGGACUUGAGGCGGCCCAAACACUGCAUCGAGCUGAACUGCCAACCGGUGGGGCUGGUGAGGGUCAACAAGAACAUUGUUGUUGGCUGUGGGAAGGAGACCCUUCACUCCUACACCCAGAAGGGCAAGAAGCUGUGGACCGUCUACCUGCCCGCUCCCAUUAUGACCAUGGGUCUGAUGGACCAUAAAUCCAAGGGGUUCCAGGCGGUUUUGGUGGCCCUCGGUAACUCAGAGAUCCACCUGUACCGGGACAAGAACCUCAUCAACGUCACCAAAACUCAGGACGUGGUGACCAGUUUGUGUUUCGGCAAGUACGGGCGGGAAGAUGGCACCCUCAUCAUGACCACCAAAGGUGGGGGUCUGUUGGUCAAGAUCCUGAAGAGGACGGCGGUCUUUGAGGAGAAGGACACGAGUCCCGGACCGCCCGUGGCUCAGAGCAUCAAGCUCAACGUGCCGAAGAAAACCAAGCUCUACGUGGAUCAGACGCUGCGGGAACGGGAGAACGCCGUGGCCAUGCAUCGAACCUUCCAGAUGGACCUGUGCCGACUGCGCCUCAGUGCGGCGCGGGCUUACGCCAAGGCCCUGGAGAACAGCAUGGCGCCCGUCUCCACCGACCUUGCCGAGCCGCUGAAGCUGAACGCCACGGUGCAGGGCAUCGGCCCCUCCUUCAAGCUGACGCUCAACGUGCAGAACAUGUCCGCCGCCCGGCCUGUCAUCGACCUUCUCGUCAGCUUCCUCUACGACCAGAGCCUCUACUCCAUCAGGAGGAGCUUCUUCAAGGUCCCCAUGCUGGUGCCCGGCCUGAUGUAUCCCAUCGAGACCUUCGUGCAGUGUCUGAGCGACAAAGGGAUUUCAGACAUCAUCAAGGUGUUCGUGCUGCGUGCGGGGAACGCGGCCCCUCUGCUCACCGCCCACAUCAACAUGCCCGUGAGCGAGGGGCUGGCGCUGGGCUGAGGGGCCCCCACCCUGGGGUGGAGAAGGUAGCGGGGCGCCGGGGGUGCACGGAUCUAACCCCCCCUCCCCUCCCCCCCGACCUCCCCCGCCCUCCCUUGUCCCGCCCCCGGCAGUCGAGAAUCUCACCGCCCCCCCACCCUCCGCCGCCGAUCGGCUUGCCUGCUGCCGUUCCCCGACCCGGCUCAUUGCCGGCCAGGUGGGUGCUUGCCGUGUACUGUUCGGCUGCCACGGUCGAGGUCACAGAGUCCCACAGCGUGGAAACAGGCCCUUCGGCCCAACUUGCCCACUCCGGCCAAUUUCCCUCCAAACCUGUCCUAUCCAUGCACCCGUCCAAACGUUGCUUAAAUGUUGCGGUCAACCCUGCCUCAACUACCUCCUCCGGCAGCUCGUUCCAUACACCCACCACCCUUUGUUUAAAAAAAGUUACCCCUCAGGUUCCUGUGAAAUCUUUUCCCCUCUCACCUGUUGGCGUUUCAGGUCCAGACCCUUCUUCUGAAGAAGAAGUCGCCCGUUCCUUCACUCCAGAGACGCUGCCUGUCCCCGCUGAGUUAUCCCAGCAUUCUGUCUCUCUCUUCGGGGUCAACCAGCAUCUGCGGUUCUCUCCCCGCACAGAUCCUGGGCGGUCGGACCUCCGACUUCUCCCGCCGAUUCCCCCCCCCGUCCGUCUCCCCUUUCUACUGCGCCGUUCCCUAUCUUCUCCACCCGAGCGGAUGCAAGUCUGUUGUACAGAGAACGUAACUAUCUUGAAUGUAACGUAGAAUUAAAAAAGUGUUGCAAACAC
Amblyraja radiata (thorny skate) is the source of this 2002-nucleotide messenger RNA. It is a transcript of the gene bbs1, whose product is annotated as Bardet-Biedl syndrome 1. Lineage: Eukaryota; Metazoa; Chordata; Chondrichthyes; Rajiformes; Rajidae. Gene Ontology annotation, cellular component: axoneme; BBSome; centrosome. Gene Ontology annotation, molecular function: smoothened binding; patched binding. The transcript has 10 exons. The record is from RefSeq and is a predicted model, not a curated record. Gene Ontology annotation, biological process: protein localization to cilium; non-motile cilium assembly. The annotation marks the transcript as partial.